Molecule: messenger RNA, 3081 nt
Organism: Anopheles marshallii
Lineage: Eukaryota; Metazoa; Arthropoda; Insecta; Diptera; Culicidae
Gene: orb2
Product: cytoplasmic polyadenylation element-binding protein 3
Exons: 10
Coding region: 1-3081 (1026 amino acids)
Biological process (GO): negative regulation of cytoplasmic translation
Cellular component (GO): cytoplasm; nucleus; neuron projection
Molecular function (GO): mRNA 3'-UTR binding; translation factor activity, RNA binding; ribosome binding
Source: RefSeq, a predicted model, not a curated record
AUGGGUGAUUUUCUGUACUCCAGCUCUGUUCUUGCGAACGAGUCGUGCGUGGCUAAUCCGUCGCUGCUCGACACGCUCAGCAUCAAUAAUUUGCUGAAUAUCAAGCAUUUGGCGGGUGCGUCUGGACCCGACCUUGCCGGCACGGGCAUUACGGACAGCUUGGGCACGAUCGGCGAGUCUUCUUCCUCGUCGUCCUCGGUGUCAAUGGGAGAGCGCACCAAGGCCAACGGUAUCGGUGGCACCGGUUCCAAAAUGUCUGCUAGCGGUGGAUCGCCGGGUUCGCUGUCACUAGGUGUUGCCACGGGUGGUUCUAGUGCGUCCGAGUGCGUAGAUGGACCAGGAGGUCUGCUGAUGGCAUCGAGCGUUGCCGCUUCCAGCUGUGGCGUGGGAGGUCUUUCUUCAGUGUCUAACAUCAUCACAACGGCCAUGUCGUCGGAUGGAUGCUCAUUGUCAUCUGUGUCGGCCGCACGCGAACUUUCCAUGGCACUAAGCUCGGCAGCAGCAGCCGGAAGCGUCGGUGAGGCGACGGUGACUUCAUCGUUACUGAAUGGUGGCAGCAUUACAUCGCCCUCGAUAGUUAACCUUGGCGGGCACAGUGGUGUAACUGGGAUGUUAAAUAAUACCGGCAAUAGCUCCAACGGUAACCACAACGGUACAGGCCACAACCACAGCAAUAAUAGAGGCAGCAGUGCUAGCAGCAUCAACAGCAGUGGUACGAAUUGCGUGAACGGGAAUGCUGGUGGAAAUCAAAACAGCGCCAACAACAAUCUGCUCCUGGACAGCGGAACCGAUCAGCUGCAGCUGCAGUCUGUAGCCGAAGAGCUCAGCCUUAAGGCGACCGAUUUGAGCUGCCUCGGUGUUACGUCCAACCUAAUGAAUGGAUCAUCGCACAUUGGUUCCUGCCUAGCUCCCAGCGGGCUCGGUUUCGGCACUUCUCCAGACCAUUCCAGUCCAUGGUCAACGGGCCCGGAUGAAACAACGUCCGGACAGGGCAGUGCCGGUGGUGCUCACCUUUCAAUGAAUGGAUUGGGAGCGUUCCAGAAUUUCUCGAGCAAUCUCUACAGUGGUGCCGUCGUGGCGGCUGCUGCAGCAGCUGCAGCCGCAGCUGCUCAACAGCAACAACAGCAGCAGCAACAACAACAGCAACAGCAGCAACAACAUCAACAACAGCGCCGUGCCAUAACAGCGUCCCAUGGCGGUUUCCCCAGCCAUCAUCAUGGUAUCUCGCCCAACGGUUUAUCCGUGCAUGGUAAUGCAAUGCUGCAGCAACAGCAACAACAGCAGCAACAACAACAACAGCAACAAAACCAGUAUAAAAACUCGUACCCUUCGUGGUCCAAUCCGGGACCAUGGUCACAGCAACAGUCCACCCAACAGCAGCAACAGCAGCAACAACAACAGCAGCAUCAUCAGCAGCAAGUGCAUCAGCAUCAGCAGCAGCAAAGUUCGCUAUCCUCCUGGAACCGUGGACGUUCCGUGUCGAGCCUCAAUCCAUCCGGGCUCGGCCCGAACGGGUUACACUCGCGCAAGCCGCCACAUCAGUCCGGCAAUCAAUCCCUCUCGCCGUACGGUAUCGGUAACAGCAGCCACCUGCAACAAUCCCACCAUCACCAGCAGCAACAUGCGCACCAGCAACAAGGCAUGCAACAUCAACAUCAUCAGCAGCAGCAGCUCCAUCACCACCCGUCGCAUCAUCAGUCGAACGCACUGCAGCCGUUACAAUCGAACCUUGCCAACUCGCCAUCGCGCUACAGGCGCAGCACUUCGUCUAUUCCAUUCCCGAACAAAUCGUCCCUCAGUAUAUCUGUCACGGGUACUGUUGGUGGUGGUGGUGGUGUAGGAGGCAGUGGGGUUGUUGGUGGCGGUGGCAGUGUAGGAGGCAUUGGUUCCGGUGGUUUUCCUGGGCCACUCGACGUAGUAUCGGGUAUCGAUGAGAAUCGUGAUCCAUUCCUUUCAUCGUAUCAGGACCGCACCGGACUGAGCAAUGGUUUGGACAUGCGCUCGCUGGAGCACUGUCUGAGCGACAUCAUGCGAAACGUAGGCGAGGCAUCGCAGCCGGAUCAUCUGAAAGGUUUUCUUAACUGCAACACCAACACCCUGCAAUCGCUGGCGCAGCUACACGGAAAACUCGAUUUCCAUGAAUUCAUCCCAGGCAAACCAUUCUUCGCCGGGCUGGACGAACAUCUAAACGAUGAAGAUGGUAGCGGUGGCGGUGGUUUUAUCGGGGCCAACCAAUUGCAGCUGAACUCGCCGGCUAGAUCUUCGCCACACUCCAACGGAUCGGAAACGACCGAACGAUUCUCGCGGAAAGUGUUUGUCGGCGGUCUGCCACCGGAUAUCGAUGAAGAGGAAAUAACCACAUCAUUUAACCAGUAUGGGGAUCUCAUCGUUGAUUGGCCACAUAAAGCUGAAUCGAAAUCGUACUUUCCUCCUAAGGGAUAUGCGUUUCUGCUUUUCCAAGAAGAACGCGGUGUUCAAAAGCUGAUCGAAACGUGCGUCCCGGAUGACGACAAGCUCUACAUCACUGUCUCAUCACCGACGAUCAAAAACAAAGCGGUUCAAAUCCGUCCAUGGCGACUGGCGGAUGCCGAUUUUGUGCUGGAUGCUUCAAUGCCACUCGACCCACGGAAGACCGUCUUUGUGGGUGGUGUUCCGAGACCAUUGAAAGCUUAUGAAUUAGCCAUGAUAAUGGACCGCUUGUAUGGUGGUGUAUGUUACGCAGGCAUUGAUACAGAUCCUGAGUUGAAAUAUCCCAAGGGCGCAGGACGUGUGGCGUUUUCAAAUCAGCAAAGCUACAUUGCUGCCAUCUCAGCUCGUUUCGUCCAGCUGCAGCAUGGCGAUAUAGAUAAACGUGUCGAGGUGAAACCUUACGUUUUGGACGAUCAAAUGUGUGACGAGUGCCAUGGCCAGCGUUGUGGAGGAAAAUUUGCACCUUUCUUCUGCGCCAACGUCACUUGUCUUCAGUAUUAUUGUGAACAGUGUUGGGGUUUGAUUCACUCGCGCGAAGGCCGCGAGUACCACAAGCCCCUCGUUAAGGAAGGAGCAGACCGGCCAAGGGCAGUGCCCUUUCGUUGGUGUUAA